CUUCUCCCAGACAGACUCUGUGCACAGGGAGAGUGAAAUAUUGUAGGAAAUGUGCACGCUGUGUCCCAUCUGACCAGGUGAGACACACCUGCCCUGCCCAGAGGAUCAUGGGAAGGUGGAGGUGGAAGAAGCUUUAGUUCGGGGUUUGGAGAGAGAAGUCAAGACGCUGAUGAGCAUGAGGAGGUUUUUUCGAGCCCACAGGGAUGAAGACUACAGUCAGAUCCAGUAUCUGACGGCCAAGUGCACCCGCCUGGCUCAUGACAAAGCUCUGCUCGACAGGGAGUUCCUGCUGUCCAGAGAGAGGGAGAGGAAGCUGCAGAAUGAUCUGGAGGCUGCGAACGCUCGACUCGUCCACCAGGAGCAGCUGAACAUGGAGCUCAGAAUGAGACAGGACCAGCUCAUCAGCAGGAUCAACCAGCAACAGGACCUGGUGGACCUGCUGCAGCAGCGUGUGGUCCUGCUGGUGGAGGCGAGUGCCCGGGACGAAGAGCUCCUGCAGCAGGUCAGCUCAGAGCUGCUGUGUCUGCAGAGCUCCGAGGUGAAGCUGGAGGGCCUGGUGGAGGAGCUGCACGCUGAGGCCCAUCACAGAGAUGCACUGGCGGAGAGCCUGCAGGAGGAGCUGCACAAUAAGACGGUGGAGCUGGAGGAGCUACAAGACACCAACCGAACUUUGACAGAGAAGCUGAAGGAUUUACGUUCCGCUCAUCAGAGGGAGGUGAGGGAGCUGCAGCUGGAGAACGAGGGGAGUCUGAGGAAACUACAGGGGACAGCCGAGCAGUUUGAGUGGCUCUGUCAGCAGCAGCGCUACUGGAUGUGUUGUGUCAAGAGAUUCAAAGACUGCCUGAUGGAGGAGAGAGACGCUCUGCUGCGACAGGUCAUCAUGUUGAAAAAGAAGGCUGAGAAACUACAGAAGAGUUUACAUGAUGACAGUCCCACACAGAACGUCCUCUAUCCUCUGCAGGACACUAAGUGCUGCGACAGCAGUGUAACAUCGUGGGACACAGAUGAAAUGGCUGACCUGCAGUCUCAGCUGGAGAAGUCAAACAUGCUGUAUAAGGAGCUCUUUAACCAGGCAGGGAGCCCUAUCAACGGAUACCAAAAACCUCCUUGAGGACAGAAGCCUGGAGCCAGGGCUCGUCUUCUUUUUCUCUUCCCACCUCCUGCAAACCAGAAGAUAAAAACUACAUGUUUGUGUGUGCGGUCAGCUUUGUGGAGCACUUCCCAGCCAUUGUCGUUAAAACCAUAAAACCUUGGAUAAACGUACCUGUGAAACCAUACAUCCAUUGUUUUUCUUACACCAUUGUUCACCUGUCUUGAAAAUAAUCUGCUUAGUGAUAUAUGACUGAAUUAAAACCGUGUGCAGUGCCCUCCUUCUGCUGUGACACAUGCACAUCACAUGUGGCCAACGUUCCUAAAGUCA
Molecule: messenger RNA, 1420 nt
Organism: Epinephelus lanceolatus (giant grouper)
Lineage: Eukaryota; Metazoa; Chordata; Actinopteri; Perciformes; Serranidae
Source: RefSeq, a predicted model, not a curated record